ACUUGUCAUAUAUAUAGAGUUUGACUUUGCUGCCACAAACGAAUAGAAAACGCAUUGUGAUUAGCCUCAAAGCUAACGUUAAGUAUUAAAGGCCAUGCUAUUUUGUUGGCAUGAGAAUUGUGCACUGCACAUCCAUGGGAUGCAAUUUGUGUAAGUUAGGUUGUAAAUCGAAAGUGAGUGGGCACAAAAACGUUUUUCAGGUAUUAUAUUUUGCGUCAUUUCCAUGACGAGUGCCGCAACGUCUGUUGAUUUGCUGUAUUUAUUUUAUUUAUAAAACAAAACGCCUACUUCUGGACGGACUUCUGCUGAUGCUGCGCAUGCGUAUUCGGCCGCCAUCUUGGAACGGCAUCUUCGUUAGAUCUCGUGUCCCGUUCGCGUUUUGGGCGAUGGCGACCCCUCGGCGCGACGUCAUCGACUUUUCGGCGCUGGAGAAAGAUUUACGCGCCGGCGUGGAGUCGGAGCGCAAAUACCGACGAGAGAACGACGCCAAGCUGAGGGCCGUCCGGCAAGGCGUCGCCUCCUACCAGCAGUUCAGGGAUCUGGUCCUGACCAGUCACUUGACGCCGCUGGACAAGAACGACAAGAACACUCGCAAGCGCGGCCCCUGGAACCCUGUGGUUGCCCCCGGCAACCACAGCGGCAACACACCUGAACCUCACUAACAACAACAACAACAACAACAACAACAACUGCACGUCUUCCCCUCAAUGACAAAAUAUGGAGAUAUUUGAAUGUGAAUACAAGUUGUAUUGGUUUUAAAUUCGAAAAGUGAAUGAGUCAUUUAU
Molecule: messenger RNA, 785 nt
Organism: Phycodurus eques (leafy seadragon)
Lineage: Eukaryota; Metazoa; Chordata; Actinopteri; Syngnathiformes; Syngnathidae
Gene: dnaaf19
Product: coiled-coil domain containing 103
Exons: 3
Coding region: 309-662 (117 amino acids)
Biological process (GO): inner dynein arm assembly; epithelial cilium movement involved in extracellular fluid movement; determination of left/right symmetry
Cellular component (GO): outer dynein arm
Source: RefSeq, a predicted model, not a curated record